CUCUCAAAUUUCCUUCGUUCAUUUUGGCAGCGGCAAGUGGAUACAGCAGAGAAGGAGACACCAGCUUACAGGAAUCCUCCACUCCCUCUCACUCGCAUUAAGAAAGUCACGAAGAGUGAUCCAGAUGUGAACUUGAAGGUGUGUCGCAGCCUGUCGCUCCAUCAUAAAACGAUGUCAAGUGUUCGCUAA
Suillus plorans is the source of this 189-nucleotide messenger RNA. RefSeq lists its product as uncharacterized. Lineage: Eukaryota; Fungi; Basidiomycota; Agaricomycetes; Boletales; Suillaceae. Gene Ontology annotation, molecular function: protein heterodimerization activity. The transcript has a single exon. The annotation marks the transcript as partial. The record is from RefSeq and is a predicted model, not a curated record.